GCGGCGCGUGGUAUUUGUUUGGUGUAAAAGUAGUCGACGCCGAAGACAAAUACUCCAUAAAUUAAAAGAGAGUGUUAUUUAAUGCUACUUCCAAGGUCGCAUAUUGCUAUGAAAGGGCCGCGAUUGCGAAGUAAUGGUUAUUUCGACUCCUCGACAUCUCCUUUGGAUUAAAAACCCCCUUCUUUGUGGGUAGCCGAGUUCCUUUGGGGCUAUGCUUGGGUGCGGAAGAGCACUACUCCCCAAAUAAAAACAGUUUCUUCGCAAAGUUGAAGAAAUGUUGGGGUUUCUGACAGCAAGGCAAACCGGUUUGGAUGACCCUCUACGGCUGCGACGGGUAGAGUCAACGAGAAGGGUCCUCAGUCUGAAGUUGAACCCCGACAGAGACGUGGACCGAAUUCAUGGAAAUGGCAUUAAUACCAUUGACAUUGAAGCCGUCGAGGGCAGAUACAUGCUAUCUGGAGGCGCAGAUGGAGUAAUUGUCAUCUAUGACUUGGAAAACUUUGGUGGGAAACCACAGUACACCUGCAAAGCGGUCUGCACAGUAGGACGAUCCAGCCGCCAUGUCCAUAAAUUCAGUGUAGAAACAGUCCAGUGGUAUCCUUACGAUACAGGGAUGUUUGUCUCCAGUUCCUUUGACAAGACCAUGAAAGUGUGGGACACUGAAACAUUGAAGCCUGCUGAGGUGUUUGAGUUUGAUGGCACCGUCUACAGCCACCACCUGUCCCCAAUCGCCAGGAAGCACAGCCUCAUUGCAGUUGGCACCAAAAACCCCAAAAUCCAGCUGUGCGACCUGAAGUCCGGCUCUCGGAUUCACGUUCUUCAGGGUCACAGAGGCGAAGUCCUGUCUGUGCGAUGGUCGCCCAGAUACGAGCACAUCCUCGCCUCUGCCAGUGCAGAUAGCAAAGUGAAAGUAUGGGAUGUGCGCCGCGCCUCUGGUAGCCUGUUCACUCUGGACCAGCACAAUGGAGACAAGUCAAAAGCCUCCUCUGAAGCAGUGAACACGGCCCAUAACGGCAGAGUGAACGGCCUCUGCUUCACCAGCGAUGGCCUGUAUCUCCUCACAGCUGGAACCGAUGACCGCAUGAGACUGUGGAACAGCGCCAGUGGGGAAAACACACUGGUGAAUUACGGCAAGGUCUGCAACGAGAGCCGUAAAAGGCUGCAGUUCACGGUGUCUCGUGGCUGCAGUCCAGAGUUUGUGUUUGUGCCGUGCGGCAGCUCGGUGGCAGUGUACGCCCUCCACACAGGAGAGCUGAUCACCAUGCUGAGGGGGCACUACAACAACGUGGACUGCUGCGAGUUCCACCCGGACUACCAGGAGCUGUAUAGUGGAGGUAAAGACUGUAACAUUCUAGCGUGGGUUCCUGUCCUCCGUGCCGCGGACGUUGAGGAGGAGGAAUCGAACCGUGAAAAUAAGGGUGCUGCUGGCCAGUCGUCUGUGAACCCGGCCUUUCAGGACGCAUGGAGCAGCGAUGAAGACUAAUGCGGAUGUUUUGAAUGUGCGGUCUGCACACACAAAUGAACUCUCAUCUGUAAUAAUUGGCCUGUCAAAUAAAAGACAGGUGUAGGAACGCCGAUGAAGGUUUAGGGAAAUGGUCCUGUUUGAAAUUUGCCUACACAGCAAAAGACUUGAAAGUUAAACAAAUGAUGUGAUGAACUGUUGUCCAUCUUUGUAAAUCCAUUUGUUUUUUUUUUGUACAUUUUAUUUUAUUUGAAAGUAAAGCCAACUUUGUCCUGUG
This is a messenger RNA of Salarias fasciatus (jewelled blenny), 1739 nucleotides long. RefSeq names its product excision repair cross-complementation group 8 (gene ercc8). Gene Ontology annotation, cellular component: nucleotide-excision repair complex; Cul4A-RING E3 ubiquitin ligase complex. The record is from RefSeq and is a predicted model, not a curated record. The coding region runs from base 275 to 1483 and encodes 402 amino acids. Gene Ontology annotation, molecular function: protein binding. Gene Ontology annotation, biological process: protein polyubiquitination; proteasome-mediated ubiquitin-dependent protein catabolic process; transcription-coupled nucleotide-excision repair. The transcript is spliced from 12 exons. Lineage: Eukaryota; Metazoa; Chordata; Actinopteri; Blenniiformes; Blenniidae.